CAACCGAAAAAAAAAAAAUAUAUAGAGUGGAUUUGAGAGAAGCAAGCAGCUCUUAUUUCUUUCUUUCUUCUUCUUAGUUAGUACUUAGUACUGUUGAUUCUCUCAUAUGUUUUUUUUUUCUAAUCAAUAAUCAAUAAUCAAUAAUCAAUCAGACUCCAGAAUACGUAGGAGAACAAGAAAGAAAGAAGUGCCCUCUGUCCUCUCUGAGAGUGCAAAAGUAGUAGGCAGUUUUGAGAGAGAGAGAGAGAGAGAAGAAGAAAGAAAUGGGGGAGAAUAUGGCGCACUCACCCUUGGUCACCUAUGUCUCCGUGCUCUCUUUACUUAGUCUCUGCCCUCCCUUCGUUAUUCUCCUAUGGUACACCAUGGUACAUGCGGACGGAUCUGUAUUGCAAACUGCCAAUUACUUGAGAGACCAUGGCAUCCAGGGCCUCCUUCAGAUUUGGCCCAAACCCACUACGACUGCUUGGAAGAUCAUUGCUUUUUAUGCUGCAUUUGAGGCUGCACUUCAGCUGUUUUUACCUGGCAAAAGGGUCGAGGGUCCAACUUCUCCUGCUGGUAAUAGGCCUGUCUAUAAGGCAAAUGGCUUGCAAGCUUUUGCUGUCACAUUGGUUACAUAUCUCGGCCUUUGGUGGUUUGGGAUAUUCAACCCUGUAAUUGUCUAUGACCAUCUUGGAGAAAUAUUUUCGGCUCUCAUCUUUGGAAGUUUAAUCUUUUGCUUGUUUUUGUACAUCAAAGGUCAUGUUGCUCCGUCUUCUACUGAUUCUGGAUCAUCAGGGAACAUCAUAAUCGACUUCUAUUGGGGAAUGGAGCUCUAUCCUCGCAUUGGCAAGAACUUUGAUAUAAAAGUCUUUACAAACUGCAGAUUUGGAAUGAUGUCCUGGGCAGUUCUUUCUCUUACAUACUGCAUAAAACAGUAUGAAACUUACGGGAGGGUUGCUGAUUCUAUGCUUGUCAACAGUACAUUAAUGUUGGUGUAUGUUACCAAGUUUUUCUGGUGGGAAGCUGGAUACUGGAAUACAAUGGAUAUUGCACACGAUAGAGCUGGUUUUUAUAUUUGCUGGGGAUGCUUGGUGUGGGUCCCGUCAGUAUAUACUUCCCCUGGCAUGUACCUAGUCAAUCAUCCCGUCAAUCUUGGUGUUCAGCUUGCUCUUUAUAUCCUUGUAGCUGGCAUUCUUUGCAUAUAUAUCAACUAUGACUGCGACAGGCAAAGACAAGAAUUUCGUAGAACAAAUGGCAAGUGCUUGGUUUGGGGGAAAGCCCCAUCUAAGAUUGUUGCCUCGUACACUACAACUUCGGGCGAGACAAAAACCAGCCUUUUACUGACAUCAGGAUGGUGGGGCUUAUCUCGUCAUUUCCAUUAUGUACCAGAAAUAUUAGCAGCUUUUUUCUGGACUGUGCCUGCUCUGUUUAGUCAUUUUCUUCCUUACUUCUAUGUAGUGUUUCUGACAAUCCUUCUCUUUGACCGAGCCAAAAGGGAUGACGAUCGAUGCAGAUCAAAGUAUGGGAAAUACUGGAAGCUAUAUUGUGAGAAGGAAGAAGGAAUUAUGUCUUCUGCGUAUGAGAAUGUGGUCGGAGGAAAGCUGAAACUGAAGGGAAAGGCCCUAGAUGUGAAGGCUGCUUCUGGGAUAAGGAAGAAGAAGAAUAAGAAGAACAAGCAGCUGGAGAAUGACAACAAGAAUCAUCAAUUGACUGAACAUUUCGACGACGACCAUGAGGCCGCCGCUGCCGCCAAGGAUAAUGACCUGCUUUCAGCUGGUGGAAGUACUGAAGAAUUAACUGAUCCCAGCCAAGAAGAAGAAGUUGGUGAUGCUAGCAAAUCUGCAGGAGAAAAUGUUGCUCGUUGGGAUGAUCAUCUUACCCCAGCUGAGAGACGUUAUGUCGAGCAAAGGGCUAAAAUUGACAUGCGUAGAUUGGCCAAGACAGCUAAUAAAUCACACCGUGACCGAAUUCAGGACUUCAAUCAGUAUCUAGCUAAUAUGAGCGAGCACUAUGACAUCCCUAAAGUUGGACCUGGUUGAGUACAGCAGCAGACUAAUAUAAGAGCUGAAAAUACCAUGUAGUGAUAAUCUUGCUUGUGAAACAAUUGUCUGAAAACGAAUGUUUCUUAGUUCGAGCUUCUUAAUAUGAAAACUCUCGCCUUCAUCUUGCUUUCCGUGGCA
This is a messenger RNA of Coffea eugenioides, 2159 nucleotides long. RefSeq names its product 7-dehydrocholesterol reductase. Gene Ontology annotation, biological process: sterol biosynthetic process; brassinosteroid biosynthetic process. The transcript is spliced from 15 exons. Gene Ontology annotation, molecular function: oxidoreductase activity, acting on the CH-CH group of donors, NAD or NADP as acceptor. Gene Ontology annotation, cellular component: endoplasmic reticulum membrane; nucleolus. NCBI's taxonomy places the organism in Eukaryota, Viridiplantae, Streptophyta, Magnoliopsida, Gentianales, Rubiaceae. The record is from RefSeq and is a predicted model, not a curated record. The coding region runs from base 264 to 2018 and encodes 584 amino acids.